ACCUGGGCAGCAGUUGAGGAAAGCUUUGGCGGGGGGAGGGGGUGGGGAGCAAGCAGGUCCGUUUGAAGGCCCUACAAGCGUCAUCCGACGGGGUUAAUCCGGCCAUCCCGCCCCCCCCCCUCCGGGCGCUCGCAAGGGCGUCUCUCCAAAGGUCUCCCGGGGGGAACUCGGUCGUGGGAGCGCGUCUGUGGCCGGCGUGGCGGUUUCUUUGCUGCCGUCAAGCGGCGGGAGGCGAGGAGACCGUGUUGUCGCACCCAGCCAACCCCACCUCCGGCACCCGCAGCAGUUCCGGGCAUGUCGGGAUUGUAGCAGCAGCUCUUUCCGGAGCGAAGACGACGACCGAGGGCGGCGGGAAGGCGAGCGAGGCGGUCUGUGCGCCAUGGCGGUGUUGUUGGAAACGACGCUGGGCGACCUGGUGGUCGACUUGUACACCGAGGAGAGGCCUAGAGCAUGUCUGAAUUUUCUGAAGCUUUGCAAAAUCAAGUACUACAAUUACUGCCUUAUACAUAAUAUACAGAGAGACUUUAUUAUACAAACCGGAGAUCCCCAGGGAACAGGCCGUGGAGGUGAAUCUAUUUUUUGCAAGCUGUAUGGGGAUCAAGCUAGAUUUUUUGAAGCAGAAAAAGUACCAAGAAUAAAACACAAGAAAAAGGGAACUGUGUCAAUGGUGAACAACGGCAAUGACCAGCAUGGAUCUCAAUUUCUCAUCACAGCAGGGGAAAAUCUGGAUUUCUUAGACGGUGUACAUACAGUAUUUGGUGAAGUAACAGAAGGCAUGGAUGUAUUGGCGAAAAUUAACGAGGCCUUUGUUGACAAGGAUUUUAUUCCAUAUCAAGACAUCAGAAUAAACCAUACUGUGAUCUUAGAUGAUCCCUAUGAUGACCCACCUGGGUUGGCAAUUCCAGAUCGUUCACCAGAGCCCACAAAGAAACAGUUGGAUAGUGGAAGAAUAGGAGCUGAUGAGGAAAUUGAUGACUUCAAAGGGAAGUCCGUUGAUGAAGUGGAAGAAAUUCUGGCAGAAAAAGAGGCGAAAACUCAGGCAAUUCUUCUGGAAAUGGUUGGAGACUUGCCUGAUGCAGAUAUUAAACCACCUGAAAAUGUGCUUUUUGUCUGUAAACUUAAUCCUGUAACAACUGAUGAGGAUCUUGAAAUUAUAUUUUCCCGAUUUGGGCCAAUAAAAAGUUGUGAAGUAAUUCGAGAUUGGAAGACAGGUGAAUCCCUCUGUUAUGCUUUCAUUGAGUUUGAGAAGGAGGAAGACUGCGAGAAAGCUUACUUUAAAAUGGAUAAUGUCCUAAUUGAUGACAGGCGGAUACAUGUGGAUUUUAGCCAGUCUGUUGCAAAGAUUAAAUGGAAAGGAAAAGGUGGGAAGUACACAAAGGAUGAUUUCAAAGAAUAUGAGAAGAAUCAGGACAGAACCUCUAAACUGAGUCUGAAGGAGAAGGCAAAGCCUAAACAAGACUCAAAAUAUGACCUUGUAUUGGAGGAUGAAGAGGACAAAACCAGAACAAUUCACAAGCACUCUGAGAAGAAGAAGAAGAAACAUCACCAUUCGGAUGACGAUGAAGAUGAGAAGAAGAUAAAAAAACAUAAGGACCCUGACCGAAGGCACAAAGAAACUGGCGGCAGAGAGAGACGAAAAAGUGACAGGCGAGAGAGAUGUCGGAGCCGUAGUCGCAGUCAUUCUCAGGACAGAGACAUCCGCUACAAAAAGGCCAAGGACAGACACCAUGAGGAGUCCUGGGACAAGGGGCAGGAGGAGAAGAGGAAGGAUAGAAGUCCAAAGAAGUCCAAAGAUAAGAAGUCCAAAUACAGAUGAAAGUGAAUAAAGAAAUUCUUCCCCAGUUCUCUGCCAGGGAAAAUUCCAGAUGCACGAGACUCAAAAGAUUCCUCCUUCUGAUGAUUUCUUGUAAUACGAAAGCUACUACAGUUUUGAUAGAUUUCUGCAGUUGAGAAACAUUUCGUUUUUCAUUUGCAAAGUUUGUUGGGGCACAAGAAGGAUUCUAGCCUCUGCAGAAGCGUGACAAGGAAUUUGGGUUAGUAUAACUGCUGCCCACUGUGCCCACCAAAAUUGAAUCUCACUUAAUGUUGGUCUUCCACUUAGAAAGUACGGAGUUGUCCUGUCCAAAGGGAAGAGUGUGAUGCAUUUCCUGUUCUGUUAUUGUUUCUCUGUAGGGAACUGCGCAGAACUCAAGAGCGUUCCAUUACACAAAAUGAAAACAGACUGAUUUAUUUGACCACAAGAACUUGCUACUAGCUGCAGCUUAUCAUUCUGUGUAUGUGUAUUAGAUAGUGUUAUGUACAUUCAUCACAGGACAUCACACACAGAUGGUGCAUUUGAUUACCAAAGUGAUAUCUGGAGUAGAGGAUGUACAACGUUUCCAUACUGCUCUGCUUUCUAGUUAAGGAUAGUCCAUUUUAAUACACCAUUUGUAAGUCAGAA
This is a messenger RNA of Pogona vitticeps (central bearded dragon), 2440 nucleotides long. NCBI's taxonomy places the organism in Eukaryota, Metazoa, Chordata, Lepidosauria, Squamata, Agamidae. The record is from RefSeq and is a predicted model, not a curated record.